Molecule: messenger RNA, 738 nt
Organism: Paramacrobiotus metropolitanus
Lineage: Eukaryota; Metazoa; Tardigrada; Eutardigrada; Parachela; Macrobiotidae
Exons: 2
Coding region: 153-536 (127 amino acids)
Source: RefSeq, a predicted model, not a curated record
AGCAAGUUAGUUGUUUGUGCGAGUAUUCGUCAUGUUUUCCUUGCGCAGAUUUGGAAAGUGAGGCCCUGCAGCCUGAGCCGGGCACCCGUAUCGCUCACCUGACGCCAUGGCUCUUGAGCGAAGUGUUGGCCAAUCUGGACCCGCAAUCACAGAUGCAGGCCAAACGGGUGUGCGCUCUGUGGCAGUUGCUGCUGAGCAGUCCGCGCAUGACGGACCACAUCAGCAUCCACGUGGACGCCUGCUGGCGGCUGCAGGCGGACAUCAGCAACUGCUUCAAACUGGCAGUGCUGCUCAACCGCUCAAUUAAUUCCUCCACAAUCAGCCUCACCUUCUCCGGCGCCUUCCUUCCGGCGUAUGGGAUGUUUAUAGGACAACUGCUGGAAUUCAUGGAUAUCCGGCUUCCGCUGAUCGUCUUCAAAGGCCAGAUUAUUUGCCAGCCGAAGAGUUUGGCGGGACAGAAGGAGCACCGGCUGAAGCACCCGGCCAUCUGGGUGCCAACAGAGUGCAAGUACGGGUCGUUGGUGUUUCCACGCUGAGCAAACUGGCCAUCUACGGCAUCAACGAAGUGUUCGCUGUGUGAGACCAGCAGCACGUCCUUUGUCGACCAUCACGCUCUGCUGUGGAUAAAAUUUUCUGCCGUAUUUAAAAACUGAAUCUUAGCGCGGAAUACUUCUAGCACGAACAAUGUUAAACUGCUACUAUGAGUGUAACCCCAUGUCUCCAUAUCUGUGAAAACAU